AUGCAGCAGCAAAUGCAGCAGCAGCCCCCUGCUGCUGCUUCCAGCUGGGGAGGCCUCUUUUCCUUAUGCAGCGGCUUCACCAGAGAAGUGGAGCGUCGCCGACGCCGCAGCAGCAACAGCAGCAGCAGCAGCUACAGCGGCUGCAGCAACUGCUGCAACUCCGUGCGAUGUAUUCCUCUCCCCUCUUUCUCGUUUGAAGAGAGCGAAGGGGACCCUGAGGGUAAAGCAACAAUCGUGAUUCGGCAAUGGCAGCGCACUGCUGCCGCUGCUGCUGCUGCUGCUGCUGAGAGCAAGCACCCGUUUGUUGAUGCUAGAGACUGGGCUGAUGGGUCAGAGGCUUCUGCUGCUGCGCCUCGACCCCUUGUGCUUGACGACCCGCUGCAGCCGGUGGCAGCAGCAGCAGCAGCAGCGCUGCGGUUUCUUGUAAGGCUCCUUGGGGGUGAUCCCGACAGCAGCAGCAGCAGCAACAGUAGCGGUGGCAGCAGCAGCAGCUGGAGCUCUUAUCUCUCCCCAGCCGGUUGCAUCGGCAUGCUGCUGGAGGCUUCCUCAACAGAAGCAGCUACGCUUGAUCAGCAGCAGCAGCAGCAGCAGCAGUGGCGGCAGCCAUGGCAGCUGCAGCGGCGGCCGUCGCAAGGGCAGCAAGGAAAGCGGGCUGAGGAGCAGCUGCAGCAGCAGCUGCAGCAGCAGCUGCAACACGAACAGCUGCUGCAGCAGCAGCUGCAGUACAGCACGCUCUCAUCUAUCCCCGAGCCGUGGGACUCAGACCUCUCGCUGAGAGGCGUCCUUCCUGCUGCUGCUACUAUUCCUGCUGCUGCUGCAGCGGGUGCUGCGCCGCCUUAUACGGCGAACGCAGCAGCCUCAGCAGCAGAAGCCUCAGCUGGGGGAGCACCACCACAGGCACAAGCAGCUACAAAAGCAGCAGCAGCAGCAGCAGCAGCAGCAGCAGGAGCAGAUGUAGACUGGGAGCUGCUGCUGCGGCGGGCUGCUUCUCGCAUUGGUAGCUCACAUGAAGUGGACAGCGAGGUAUGCCUUGCUGCUGCUGCUGCUGUUAUUGCUGCUGCUACUACUGCCGUUGCUGCUGCUGCUGGCCAGUUCGCUGCUAGCCUCGCUGCAGCUGGCCGGCUGCUCAGCCUCUGCAGCAGCAGCACGAAGCAAAAUGCUGCACUCAGGCGUGGUUACCUAUCCCCAUAG
Eimeria tenella is the source of this 1191-nucleotide messenger RNA. RefSeq lists its product as uncharacterized. The record is from RefSeq and is a predicted model, not a curated record. Lineage: Eukaryota; Apicomplexa; Conoidasida; Eucoccidiorida; Eimeriidae. Bases 1 to 1191 code for a protein of 396 amino acids. The transcript has a single exon.